This is a messenger RNA of Pyricularia pennisetigena, 1239 nucleotides long. RefSeq lists its product as uncharacterized. The coding region runs from base 1 to 1239 and encodes 412 amino acids. Gene Ontology annotation, molecular function: oxidoreductase activity. NCBI's taxonomy places the organism in Eukaryota, Fungi, Ascomycota, Sordariomycetes, Magnaporthales, Pyriculariaceae. Gene Ontology annotation, biological process: deoxyribonucleotide biosynthetic process. The record is from RefSeq and is a predicted model, not a curated record. The transcript has 4 exons.
AUGAUCGAGACGACUCCGAGCAAGCAGGCUGCGUCUGCAAUUGAGUCUUUCAAGAUGGAAUCGCCCAUCAAGAAGCUUGACUUCAACGUCGCCGACAAAGAGAACCAGCCCCACACAGAGUCCGUUGCUGAGGAGACGGUCGAGAAGCCCCUCGCUAAGGACAUUAAGCCGGUCGAGAAGCCAGCCGUUGCCCCGACAAUCAAGACAUUUGAGAUGGACGAGCCCAUUCUCCAAGAGAACCCUCAGCGUUUCGUUCUGUUUCCUAUCAAGUACCAUGAGGUGUGGCAAAUGUACAAGAAGGCCGAGGCCUCAUUCUGGACCGCGGAAGAGAUUGAUUUGUCCAAGGAUCUUCACGACUGGAACAACAAGCUCACUGACGAUGAAAAGUACUUCAUCUCUCACAUUCUUGCAUUCUUCGCCGCUUCGGAUGGCAUCGUGAACGAGAAUCUGGUUGAGCGUUUCAGCGCCGAAGUCCAGAUUCCCGAGGCACGUUGCUUCUACGGCUUUCAGAUCAUGAUGGAGAAUAUCCACUCCGAGACAUACUCGCUCUUGAUCGACACGUACAUCAAGGAGAACGCGCAGCGCACAUACCUCUUCAACGCCAUUGACACUAUCCCUUGCAUCCGCAAGAAAGCCGACUGGGCUCUAAGGUGGAUCACUGAUAAGAAAUCGACCUUUGCCACGCGCCUGAUUGCUUUCGCUGUUGUCGAGGGCAUCUUCUUCAGCGGUGCUUUUGCCUCCAUCUUCUGGCUCAAGAAGCGUGGCCUGAUGCCUGGUCUGACAUUCUCCAACGAGCUCAUCUCGCGUGACGAGGGUCUCCACACCGACUUUGCCUGUCUCUUGUUCUCAUUGCUGAACAACAGGCCCAGCAAGGAUGUUGUUAAGGAAAUCGUUGUCGAUGCUGUCAAGAUUGAGCAAGAGUUUCUCACAGAGGCGUUGCCCUGCGCCCUCUUGGGCAUGAACGCCAACCUCAUGAAGCAGUACAUUGAGUUUGUCGCUGACAGACUUCUUGUCGCCCUCGGAAACGAGAAAGUCUACCGCGCAACCAACCCAUUCGACUUUAUGGAGAACAUCUCACUUGGUGGCAAGACCAAUUUCUUCGAGAAGCGCGUGGGCGAAUACCAAAAGGCCGGUGUCAUGGCCAGCACCAAAAAAGCACCUGUCGAAGAGAAGACCGGCUCUUCGCCCCAGGCCGAGGACAGCAACGCAGGAGACUUCACCUUUGAUGACGACUUUUAG